Acanthosepion pharaonis is the source of this 669-nucleotide messenger RNA. Lineage: Eukaryota; Metazoa; Mollusca; Cephalopoda; Sepiida; Sepiidae. The record is from the annotation of a GenBank genome assembly.
AUGAUUUCUUUAUUCAUCCGAUUCGAUUUUCUUAUUAAAUCUUUCUUAUUCAAUCUUUCUCAUGGAUCUUUCUAUUUCUUUCUCAUUCGAUCAAUCUUUCUUAUUCAAUCUUUCUCAAAGGAUCUUUCUCAUCCGAUCUUUUCUUAUUCAAUCUUUCUCGCGCGAUUUCUCAUCCUAUCUGAUCGCCUUUCUUAUUCCAAUCUUUUGUACCUGAUAGUUUUCCAUCAUCUGAUCUUUCUAUUCAAUCUUUCUCGCCUUAAAUUUUCACACCUGAUCUUUCUUAUUCAAUCUUUUAAUCACCAUCCAAUUUUCUUAUUCAAUCUUAAUCACCGAUCUUUCUCAUCCAAUCUUUGUAUUCAAACUUUUCGCCCGAUCUUUUCUCAUCCGAUCUUUUCUUAUUCACCUUUCUCGCCCGAACUUUCUCAUCCGAUCUUUUCUCAUUCAAUCUUUCUCGCCCGAUCUUUUCUCAUCCGAUCAUUCUAUUCAAUCUUUCACGCCCGAUCUUCUCAUCCGAUCUUUUUAUUCAAUCUUUCUCACCCGAUCUUUCUCAUUCGAUCUUUCUUAUUCAAUCUUUCUCGCCCGAUCUUUUCUCAUCCGAUCUUUCAAUUUUUACCUGACUUUCAUCCGACUUUCUUUAUCCAAUCUUCAUUCAAUCUUUUCAUCGCCUGA